AUGCUGAAACCAGUGGUGAAACCUGCAGAUCUGGCACAUCUGGCGCCCCACUCCCCAUCGGAACCAGAAGUGACCCCUCUUGAUGACUCUUCAAGUAGUGAUGUGUGGCUCCUGGUUUCUGAAACUAAUGGGCCAGUGGGUGCUCCCAGUGCACCACCUUGUGUUCCCCCCAGGUCUGGGCCAGAUCUCGGUCAGGCUACUUUCACCGCUGUACUACCUGGUCAUGAGGCGCCCCCUUUGGUUGACCCGGACCACCCAACAUUGCGUCGCACCACCCGCCAUGGGGCAGGACCUGUGGGUUGUUUUUUAAGCCUGAGCCUGAGGGCGCUCACUCUUUUGCCACUCCUGCGGGAAGCAGCAGUCUCUUUGGGUCCGUGGAGUUGUGCUGGUGGGGAGCCUCACACAGUGGUUGGUGGCCCUGUUGGCACGUAUGUGGGCUUGUGCGGCGUGAGCGCUGCCCUGGGAAACGCCUUCUGCUCGUUUUGUGUGGCCAGCUCCUCCAGUGUGGCAAACCUUAUUGGUGCUAAAUUACGCACAGCGGAGGUUGAGAGCGCGCCUCCGUUCGGGGUCUGGGGGACCGGUGCUUUCUCUGAUUGCGGGACCGAGCUGCACCUCCCGCGGCAGUUUGGAGACUGCCAAUCAUCACAAGUACACAAAUUCUGA
Messenger RNA from Knipowitschia caucasica, 663 nucleotides. NCBI's taxonomy places the organism in Eukaryota, Metazoa, Chordata, Actinopteri, Gobiiformes, Gobiidae. The record is from the annotation of a GenBank genome assembly.